AUGUGUAUUGUAAAUGUAAAAAGGGUACUGACAUACGUAGAAUUGUGUAUUUUGGGUGUAUCGAACGAUCAUAAGUUUAUUUUCCCUCAAAUUACAUCAGUUAAUGGGGUGGUGACACAAAAUAAUACUGCUCUGGGUUAUACAUACAACAAGGCAGAUCGCAGCGGCGCCUCAAGGUAUAUCCCAAAGGUAGGACCUCGUUUUUCAAGGAUGGAGGAAAGUGUGUCGGACAGCGAAGUUGAUUUUGGUUCAUGUAAAGAAGAUCGGUUCCCCAAAGUAGGCAAUAAACGAUGGCCCUACGCUGUAAGACGAGUUUCCAUUGGCUGGUCACCUGUUAGGGAGGCGGGGCUUAGCAGUAACACUGACACCGCGUCCAUUCAUCCAAAGAGACUAGUUGAACUGUUAAGAAUUCCCUCAGUAAAUACAUAUUCUACACUGAAAAGGAAACUUAUUAAAUCGAAAUCCAAUCCGGAAUGGAUUUUGGAAUUUUUACAACAAUAUGGGCUAGAGAUUCUGUUCGAAAGUUUGGAUCAACUUGCUAAUCAGAAAUCUUCCACUUUUUUGGACAGCGUUUUAUUAAUUUCUUGUGCGGAAUGUAUUAAAACCGUCAUGGAUUCGUCCCUGGGAUUGGAUUAUAUAGUGGAAAAUAAGGAACAACUUAUUCGGAAAUUUGCAUCAGCAUUGGACACCGAUAAUGUUACCGUCAAGAAACAGAUUCUGGAGCUUCUGUCCGCUCUCUGUGUCUACUCCAAAGAUGGCUACGCAUGCACUCUGGACGCUUUAGAGCAUUACAGGAAGGCAAAGAAACAAAGAUAUCGAUUCGCAACAUUGGUGGAGGAACUGCGCAACACAGACAAUGUGGAAUACACGACGAACCUGCUGGAGCUCAUCAACUGCAUCAUUGUCUACGCGGAGAAAAUACAAGAUCGUGUUCGAAUUAGAAACGAGUUUUUCGGUUUAAGACUGCAAGAGAUUUUGAACCGAUUACGCCGGAAGGACGAUGAAAAUGACUGCGUGGCAAUGCAGCUGGAGGUGUUUGACCGGCACCGUGAGGAGGACGAGGAGACUCUGCCCGGGGCCAAGGGCGUGGACCUCAACAGCCCCCUCGACGUCUUCCACGCCAUAUUCAACCAGGUCAGCGAUUCUCCACAGGAACUUAGCUUUUUGACAUCUCUUCAGCAUAUGCUAAAGAUUGACCCUUCAGAUUCCAAUAGUGAAUUAAUAUGGCAAACAGUUGAAAAACUUUUGUGCAAAGCCACCUUAAUAGAAUCCACAGAAGAUGCUCAAAAACUACUCAUGGCGUCGCAACGGAAGCGGGAAAAAUCUGUUGACGGACCGUGCACGUGUUCUUGCCAUCACGGAGAGAGAGCACGGGUGUUAUCACCAAGACGGACUAAUAACACUCCUCUCCCAGAUCUUACCUCAAAUGAAAGUGUUUCAACCAAAGAUGCACCUCCUCCUCCCCCUCCCCCGCCACCCCCACCCCCGGGUAUGGCUCCUCCACCCCCGCCUCCCCCUCCCCCGGCUCCUGGUAUACCUCCACCCCCUCCCCCACCGGGAGGACCCGCUGGAAUACCUCCUCCUCCGCCUCCCCCGGGAGGUGCACGAUUUCCUAGUGCUACACCUCAGGUAAAACUACCUCAGCAAAAUGUUCCGAAGCCAAAAGCUAAAAUGAGAACAUUACAGUGGAGCAAAAUAUCGGCCAGUAAAGUCAUGUCAGGAAAACCCAACAUCUGGCAGUCCGUCGGAAAACGGUUGAAUGGACUAGCUAAAGAAAUGGACUUUAAUCAAAUGGAGGACCUGUUCAGUAUCAGUGCACCACCUGACAACUCUGAGAAGGUGAUUGGUGGAAACCUAUCCGAGCGACGGAAACGAGAAAUGACUGAGAUCAAUUUGUUGGAGGGAAAACGGAGUCUGAAUAUCAACAUCUCCUUGAGACAAUUCCGAAUGUCUAACGAGGAAAUCAUCCAACUUCUCCGAGAGGGUCCGAGCGAAAAGAUAGGUGCAGAAAAACUCCGAGGCCUUCUGAAGAUAAUGCCAUAUUCCGACGAGAUUGAGUUACUAAGAAGUUACGAGGGCGACAGAGAGAAGCUUGGAAGUGCCGAGAAAUUCAUGCUAUGCUUAAUGGAUCUUCCCCACUAUAGGAUACGAAUUGAAGGAAUGUUGAUCAAGGAAGAAUUCACCAAUGAUAUGGAAUGGGUCCGCCCAGCAAUUGAAGCAGUUAUCACUUCCGCCAAAGAUAUUAAAGGAAAUACAAAUCUCCACGAAGUCCUAUACUUAGUGCUUUUGGCAGGGAACUAUUUAAACGCGGCAAAUUCCAGCAUAGGCGAUGCUGCCGGAUUCAAACUUUCCUCUCUGAUUAAACUGACAGACACACGGGCAAACAAACCAAGAAUGAAUCUCAUGCAUUAUGUUGUGAUGCAAGCUGAGGAAAAGAACCCCAAAUGCUUAGAGUUUGCAAAUGAGAUGAAGUACCUUAAAGACGCCUCUUUAGCUUCCGUGGACAAUUUGACAACAGACAUCAAUAGUCUCGCCAAUAAACUGAAGAAUCUGUCUGAUCAAAUGACGAACGUGAAUCAAGAAUUCAGGGACCAGAUGGCCGAGUUCUUGCAGGAUGCGAAAUCUGAAAUUGAGGACCUUCAAGAAGAUUUGAAAGACAUUGAAGGCCUGCGAUGCGAACUGGCCGAUUUCUUCUGCGAGGAUGUCAAAACUUUCAAAUUGGAAGAGGCUUUCAGAACCAUGCAAACGUUUUGUGAACGAUUCAAGAAAGCUAUGGAGGAAAAUAAACAGAGAAAGAAAAAUGAAGAAAAGGCAAUUAAACGUGAAAAACAAAAACAAGAAGAACGAAACAGGAAGAAUUCCGCUGAGAUGCGUGCUAACCCUGAUCAACAAAACCAAGGCAACGGCAGCAGCAAUGAUGGAUCCAUUGUCGAUAUGCUUCUCGCAGACGUUCGUAGUGGAUUUGCAAAUCGAAAAUAUGGAGACAGUAACUUUUCCGUGACAAAAGUGAAGAAAGUGAAUCUUGAUGGAAAUGACAAUGUUACCGACACAAAGCCUGGUUUUGUUAGAGGCGGAUAUGGCAGAAGGAGCAUGCGCAGCAAAAAGAAACAAGAAGAGGAGGAUUUUGCUGAUUCAGAAAGUACUUGCAGUAGUCUCGAAGAUGCAACGGAUUUCAAGAAAUCUGAAGGUGUGAAUAAAAACGAGUCUUUAAUGAACAUCCUCACACAGCCCGACGAUAAACCAGACCAGCCUCAAUUUGAGCGAUAUGGAUCCUUGCGUCGGCGGCGUCAAGAACGGAAAGAGAAUAGAAAUCUUUUGGAUGUUUUUCAACGCGAACGCGCACCUUCUCCAAACGUUGAAACUUCCAAACCACUCAAUGAGACUAAACGUGCUGUAACCCCUUCUGCUGAAAAAUCUGUGGUAAAUGAGUUUGACAUGAGUGAUACACCGUUCAGAAGGACAAAAAGCAUGUAUGAUCGAUCGACUCGAAAUUCAGCAAAAGCUUCCAGCGAGUCAAAGGAUAGCGAGAUUGUAGAUAGACUGAGAAGAAAGCUUGGAAAACGGGAUUCUUCUGUUUCUCCUACACCGGAAACACCAGCAAAUCUUUCUUUAAAUACAACAAAAGAAGACAAUACAGAAGACCAUCGAGCACGUUGGAGGAGUGGCAUCACACCAGUAGAGGGGAAUCGAAAUCUUCCAAUCAUUGACGAAAAGGCGCGACUUGAGACCCCGACAAAAGAGCUGGAAAAAGCAUCGCAACAAGAAGUGACUCAAGAAUCAGAAAAUGCUGUAGAGCGUACGCGAUCACAGAUGGCUCGGCGGCUGAGCAAGAGAAAUACCAUGGAUCCGUCUGAAAUUAAACAUCUCCUAGAAAUAGCAGAAAAGAAUAACAAAAACGAAGGCACGCCUCAGACUGCUGAUGACCAAAAAGUUUCCGUGUCUGUAAAAACACAGUUAAAUCGCCGGUGGAUGAGUGACUUGGACAGAAAAGACAUUGACCAAGUACUGAAAGCUAUAGAGGAUUCAGAAACAAAGAAAGAGACAAUAGAUAAUAAAACGGCUACUAAUGAAACUGCUCUGGAAAGACAGGUGUCAUCAACGAGUAAACAGGAAGAAUCAAAUACUGGUGGAGAGAGUGAAGCAUUAAAAGCAAAACGCAAGAUUCGUAAACAGCGGUCCAAUUUGUCAUUAGAAGAUGUGAAACAGGCUUUGCAUUCCACUAAAAUAACAGAAGUGAAUAAUAUUAAAAACUCGCAAACCCAAGAACAUACAAAUACCAACCGUGAUUCUACACCUCCUCCCGAACUGCCUCCCCGUCGAUCAAAACAGAAUGAAGUAUCGGAGGAGAAUAAAGUCGAACAUGAAAAGAAACCAAAGAGAGAGUCCUCUAACUUAAGCAAAGCUGCUAAAAUGGCUGCUAAUCGCAAAUUUCGAAGUAAGCGUUUCGGUGAUAAAGAUCGAUCAUCUGACGGCCGUUGGAAAAGUGAUGUACAAAAGGAUAGCGUUGACGAAGCCUUAAAGGAACAUGGAAUGAGUCGAUCGAAAUCGUAUGAUGAAUCAGUCGCUCGUAAAGCAUUGGGUGAGAAGGGAGGAUUUUCACUUGUUAACCUGCAAAUCGUUAACGGUGAGAAGAUGAAAUUCAGACGAAGUGCUGGACGACUUGAUUCAGAAAGUAAAAGAGGAGCCAAGUAUUUUCCAAGCAGUGAUAGCGAAACGGAUAACAUCCCGGACGGAACAUCAUCUCCUAGAAGACCUUCCAGCUCCAAAAGUGACAGUCCCAAAAGUUCUAGUCGACUAUCGAUCAAAUCUACAAGCACGUCAACAGAGACACUCAGAUGCGAUACACCUUAUAGUGAAGCAGAUGCUUCAUCGCCAGAACAGAAGCGCAGAAACUCCUCGCUGCAAGACACGCCUAUAGACAAUUCAGCAGAUGCGCCAGUUCCUCCACAGCGUUCAAAACGAACCAUGGCUUCCGAGGAAGACGGUUCCGAGACUGCACCACAAUCAGAUAAACAAAACCCUUCUGUACCGGUGGAUGAAUUUGACAAUUCUCCAAUGGCCAUCAUGUCAAAAUGGAAACAGAGACGCUCAACACAACGUAAAAGUGUAUAUGACAAUCUUUCUGAUCACGAAAAUCCUAUCUCACCCAGAUUUACAAAAACAAACGAUUCUUUCACAUUUGAUACCAACACUCAUGGUAGCCCCCGUUCGCACCCGGGCAUAACUGUUGUACACAAAUCGGAGAGUAGUGGAGAUUCUACAUCAAUUCGAUACGAUGUUGGAUCCCGCUGUAGUUAUGCCAGCAGUAGUGACAGUGCUCGGGACGAAGGAUUUGAAACCAUGUCUGGAACUGUGUCUCAAAGAACGUCUUUAAGUAGUACGCUCGAGUCGGAACUGACUCCCACCUUCCCACGAAAACUGUUGAACCUUAAGGCUGCAAAAAGCGUGUCGCAUGAGGAUAUAAGUGUGCCACCUAAACAGGAAAUUAUAGACCCAACUGUACAGAAGCAAUCGGAGCUUGAUGCACGUAAACAGAGAACGGAAUCAUGGACAGAAGCAGUGGUGGCUACUACAACAAACCUAAACAAAGAGUCGUCACUUGACUCCUCUAUAGAAUAUUCAACUUUGUCGCCAGAUAGUGGGCACGGUACAUCGAAAGAAGACGUCUGGAGUGAGAAUAUAGACCUUGAAAACACGGUUAAGAGCAAAUCGCCUUCAAGCCCUCGUUCAUCAACAAAAAUGGCACCUUUAGCAACUCCAGAAGAUGCUCAACAAAUUUCUCCAAGAGAAAAGAGGAACCUUCCUAGUUACAUGCGAGGCACCGCAAGCAGCUCCACUAAAAAUCGCCCGAGUUCUGCUGGAUCAGAUUCAAAUCGGAGCAAAACAACACGAAAAAGUUUAACAAAUCUUAAUAAAUCUAGGACGAGCGAAUCGAAUACAAGCAUUGCGUCCUCUGUAAGUGGUGUCUCUGAAAGUGGAAUUCAUUCUAAACCAACUCCAAAGAGGAAGUCAACUUCCAACGUCAGUCAACCUAAUUCACGAUCCACAACGCCACAUCCGCUAUCUCGACCGACGACGCCAGCUUCUCAUGGAACUUCAAGGCCGACAACUCCUGCAAAUAAUACUUCCCCAUCUAAAACAGCCUCAAAGUUGACGACACGCCUCUCUGCCUCAUCUUCACCCGGAAAAGGAUUUUCUAGAACCCAGUCGUUGCGUCUACCAAGAUCUUCACGGCCUUCUCUUGGGGAUUCGCCAACAGUCGCACAGAAAACAACAACGAAAUCGCCAUUGCCGACUUACUUGUCUCCGACAGCUUCGUCCAAAGCCCGAAAAGAAAACGAAACGCCUCCACCAGUAGCGCCUCCGAGAACUACGUCUGCAAAUAAACCAGCAAUUAAGCCCGCUUCAGUGGUAACAUCUUUAAAAGCAACUCAAAAGAGCACGGAUUCUAAACCGAAAUCUACGAAAAGUACCGCUGCUCCUAAGACCCCAACUUCUAGAAAACCAUCUACGCCUGAAACGGAAAGUACCAAAUCAGCUGGUGCGACUAAAUCUAAAGUCACAUCUCCUCUAACGCGACACGGCAGUCUAAGACUCCCACAACGAUCAGCAAAUAAACUAGUGUAUCACGAGGAUCCCAUUCCCGAAAAGGAAACUUUAAAGGCAGAAAGCAAACCAAAAUCUUUAAAAAGUAGACUUGUAGGAAGCAAAGUGAAACCAGAACCAACCGUCAAAUCGCCGAAUUCUCGAGGUAGCCUUCCUACCGUUGUGGAGCAAACAAGCGAGGAAUCGGUCACGACAAACAGCAAAGGGUCAAUAAUCAAACGCCUCGUUACCAAAACAUCGCCAAAAAAAUCGACCGAAAAAACUCCUGAUAAAAAGACAACAAAAAAGUGAAAACCACAGACUGGGCAUGACUUUAAAAUCUGUGAUAGGUUGUCUUAACGACCGUUAAGUGCCAAACUCGCCGUGAACCUGCCCACGGGUUCACAAAACAGUCGCUGGCCAGAGCGCAUGGGCAUCGUCUUUCUUCCGGUGGAAAUAUGAAGACACUUUGGCUGGACCGGAGCGGAAUUAAUGAUAGUGCUACAAAAAUCAGUUUUGAAAUACAUAUCAAUACAAUAAACUGUUGAUAUUAUAUUUAAUUAUUUGCUACGACACAAUAUAUCUAGAACUACUGACAAACAAAGAAUUAUUUUCCCAGUAUGCUGUAGAUCAUCUGUAACGAUCAACAGCAGCUAUUCAGUUCAACAUGCGAAGAAAUGUUGAGGAGUCUCAAAGUGCAUUUACCAUGAUAUUUAUUUCCAUUUGUGAAGUUCAACUUCAUCGACAAAACUUAGUACAAUGUGCUUCCAUUACUACACAGAUUGCUCAUUUCCAUAGACAAUCCAUAUGCGUCUUAUACUUUCAUCUCAUCCUAGAAUAGUGGAUGUUUUUGUUAUUCGUGUAAUACUUAUAUUAACUCUAUUUUGUCAAAAAUACUACACAUGCAUCAAUCAUAAUUUGUUGCCUUUUUGUUACAUAAUGUUAUUAUCAAUUAAACCUGUACAAAAAUUAU
Magallana angulata is the source of this 7558-nucleotide messenger RNA. RefSeq names its product formin-J-like. The transcript has 17 exons. Gene Ontology annotation, molecular function: small GTPase binding; actin binding. Lineage: Eukaryota; Metazoa; Mollusca; Bivalvia; Ostreida; Ostreidae. Bases 1 to 6897 code for a protein of 2298 amino acids. The record is from RefSeq and is a predicted model, not a curated record. Gene Ontology annotation, biological process: actin cytoskeleton organization.